CUGGCGCUGCCCGGCCGCCUUCGAGCUGCCGGGCGGGGGCGUGGAGCCCUGUGCCGGCCACCCAGCCCCGCUGCAUCCGAGGGAGGCGGCCCCUCGAGCCUCGCCUGGGAGGGCCUCAGGGGGUCCACGGGCGUGCAGAGCCCUAGAGUCGCCAGCUCGAGUCCCUGCGCGACCCGGCCGUCCGGGAAGCCAAGUGUCCAAACUAGAAGAGAACUUGGGGAGAACCCGAGCCAACCACCUCGUGCAACAGGUGGAGAAACUGAGUGUCAGGAAGCGGAGGAUCUGCCGAAGUCACAGCGCGUGAACCCCACACCCAGGACCCGACGCCCUUAGCGCAGUGCCCGAACUCCUUCCACUUGGUAAAAAUGGAAUUUCAAGCAGUAGUAAUGGCAGUUGGAGGGGGAUCUCGGAUGACAGACCUGACUUCCAGCAUUCCUAAACCUCUUCUUCCAGUUGGGAACAAACCUUUAAUUUGGUACCCAUUGAACCUGCUUGAGCGUGUUGGAUUUGAAGAAGUCAUUGUCAUUACAACCAGGGAUGUCCAAAAGGCUUUAUCUGCAGAAUUCAAGAUGAAAAUGAAGCUAGAUAUCGUGUGUAUUCCUGAUGAGGCUGACAAGGGAACUGCAGAUUCUCUGCGCCACAUAUAUCCAAAACUUAAGACAGACGUACUGGUCCUGAGCUGUGACCUAAUAACAGAUGUUGCCUUACAUGAGGUGGUGGACCUGUUCAGAGCUCAUGAUGCAUCACUUGCCAUGUUAAUGAGGAAAGGCCAAGAUGGCGUAGAACCAGUUCCAGGUCAAAAGGGGAAAAAAAAGGCAGUGGAGCAGCGUGACUUCAUUGGAGUGGACAGCACAGGAAAGAGGCUGCUCUUCAUGGCUAAUGAAGCGGACUUGGAUGAGGAGCUGGUCAUUAAGGGAUCCAUCCUGCAGAAGCACCCUAGAAUACGUUUCCACACAGGCCUUGUGGACGCCCAUCUCUACUGCAUGAAAAAAUACGUUGUGGACUUCCUAAUGGAAAAUGAGUCAAUCACGUCCAUCCGGAGUGAACUGAUUCCAUACCUAGUAAGAAAACAGUUUUCCUCAGCUUCCUCACAACAUGGACAAGAGGAAAAAGAGGAGGAUCUAAAGAAAAAGGAGCUGAAGCCCUUAGAUAUUUACAGUUUUAUAAAAGAAACCAAUGCACUGACCUUUGCUCCUUACGAUGGCUGCUGGAAUGCCUGUCGAGGAGACAAGUGGGAAGACUUGUCCAGAUCACGGGUGCGCUGCUAUGUCCACAUCAUGAAAGAGGGGCUCUGCCUUCGAUUGAGCACCCUGGGACUCUACAUAGAAGCAAACAGACAGGUGCCCAAAUUGCUACCUCUUCUUUGUCCAGAAGAAUCACUGGUUCAUGCAUCAGCCCAGAUUGUCAACAAACACUUGGUUGGAGUUGACUGCCUCAUUGGGCCAGAUACACAGAUUGGAGAGAAGUCAUCCAUUAAGCACUCGGUCAUUGGUUCAUCUUGUGUCAUAAGAGAUAGAGUGACUGUCACCAGUUGCCUUCUCAUGAACUCAGUCACCGUGGAGGAAGGAAGCAACAUCCAGGGCAGUGUCAUCUGCAACAAUGCUGUGAUCGAGAAGGGAGCAGACAUCAAGGACUGCCUAAUUGGAAGUGGCCAGAGGAUUGAAGCCAAAGCCAAACGAGUAAAUGAGGUGAUCGUGGGGAAUGACCAGCUCAUGGAGAUCUGAGUUCUGAGCAAGUCCGACGCCUUCCUCUUGGCCCCCAGAACUACAGAUGUUGGCUGGCCCACCUGUUUGACUGUAUUUAUUUCCCAAUAAAGAAGGGCUCCCACAGGCA
Molecule: messenger RNA, 1833 nt
Organism: Myotis lucifugus (little brown bat)
Lineage: Eukaryota; Metazoa; Chordata; Mammalia; Chiroptera; Vespertilionidae
Gene: EIF2B3
Product: eukaryotic translation initiation factor 2B subunit gamma
Exons: 12
Coding region: 366-1724 (452 amino acids)
Biological process (GO): cytoplasmic translational initiation; biosynthetic process
Cellular component (GO): guanyl-nucleotide exchange factor complex; eukaryotic translation initiation factor 2B complex
Molecular function (GO): translation initiation factor activity; guanyl-nucleotide exchange factor activity
Source: RefSeq, a predicted model, not a curated record